AUGCUUUCUGGAACUUUUUGGAUUUUUACCUUUAAAGGCUCAGCUGAUGGGUCGCAGUUAGCGGCUCAGGAGACAUUGAGGACAGUAAAGGAACGAUGGUCAGAUUGGAGUCAAUUCUGUAAGUCUACUGGGGAUAUUUGCUUGAUUUUGUUUAAAGCUUCCAUAAGUGAAAAAGAAGAAUAUGAUGGCGAAAAUGAUUAUGGCGGAGCACUUUUUGUUUUAAAAAAACUUUUAGACGAAUGGGAAAAUCCACCUAAACCAGCUUUAACUCCUGAACAAGAAGAAAAAUUAAAAAAUUAUGAUGAGUUGAAAAAAGAAAAUGAAAAACUGCGAAACAGAGAACUAACCGACAAUGAAAAAAAAAUAAUGUCUGAAUUUCGCCGAACAUUCCCUAAUACAGGAACCAUAAAUGCUCGUUUAAGAACAGUAAGAAGAAUGUUAAACAAUCUAGAAAGAAAUGAUUUAAGUGUUGAAGCUAAUCCUAACCUUUCAGCUGAAAAGAUUAGCUUUUCCCAACGGUUAGCUGAAAGCUUUGAGCAAUUUACUUUAGUUUGUGAGCUUUAUCUUGGCACGGAACGCGAUUUUUCUAAAAAACUCAAAGAAUUAAGAGACGAAAUUCACAGAUUAGAAGACAAAAUUGAUGAGUUAGAAGGAGAAAGACAAUAA
Molecule: messenger RNA, 666 nt
Organism: Entrophospora sp. SA101
Lineage: Eukaryota; Fungi; Glomeromycota; Glomeromycetes; Entrophosporales; Entrophosporaceae
Source: the annotation of a GenBank genome assembly